Molecule: messenger RNA, 3323 nt
Organism: Folsomia candida
Lineage: Eukaryota; Metazoa; Arthropoda; Collembola; Entomobryomorpha; Isotomidae
Product: transmembrane protein 245
Exons: 10
Coding region: 259-2937 (892 amino acids)
Source: RefSeq, a predicted model, not a curated record
GUUUUCGUGUUUACAUAAUGUUUGUUGCUGCAGAUGAUGGAAAGCAAACAUCUGACUAUUUUGACUAUGCUGUAUUUUUGGAAGUGACGACAUUAUGAAUAAUUAAGCCCCAAUAGUUAACCAAGUCAUUAAAUUAUCUCCAGUUGACCCAAAGUUUCACUGAAAUUCUAAGAUUGUGGAUAUUGAUUGUGAUGCGACUAACAAUUAUGUCAUACAUGAAGAAAAAUAACACCUGAAUAAUAAUCAUCAUCGAACGAAAUGGAGCAUCCUCACAAAAUUCGGAGCACUUUAUCCCUCUCUGACCUACGAUCUCGUAACCUUAGCUCUCUGCUCCCCUCAGGUCACGAUAAGGCCUUAAAGUACGCCUUUUACAAUGUAAUCGCUCUGGUCCUCACUGGACUCUCAAUUGUUGGCUUGUGGGCCGUAUACUGCAUUCUUGAGCCUUUCAUCAAAUCAUUAUUGUGGGCCCUUCUGUGCGGAAGUGUGCUUUAUCCGUUUAAAAGAAAAUUGGUCGAAACAACGAAUGGAUGGAUGAGUCGUGUCAAGAGUUCCAAAGUUCCCUUCGUCCUUCAGGUUUUGUCCAGUCCGGUAAUAAUUGCAGAUUCGGUAUCUGACCAGAUUGGGGAUUACGUCUCGAAUUAUUGGAAAUCUAUUGGUGGAGCGUUCGUUUCAUUUUUUGCUACUUAUCUCAUCUACCACAACCCCCCUGUGACGCUGGGAUUAAUGCUGCAAUGGAUUAUCUCGACGUUGUACUCCAUAGUUUACACGGUGCUGGGAUGUGUUCGAAGCGAAAUCGUGUUUGCAUUGAUAAUUGCGUAUGGUGGACUAAUUAUUCAUACGAUUAUGAUCAAAAGUCGUAUAAUCACUGCUCCCAAAACUGAAACAACCCUCGGCUUGCCUGAUCAACCAAAGGAUGAAGUUAGCAAAGAUGUCCCGGAUAACAUCACUGUAACACAAUCUGGAGGACGGAUGGAAGUGUCGGAAAUGGAAUUGCUAAUUUUGAAAGUGCUUUCUAUCGUGACCUGGACCGUGACAUUUCUAUUCAUCUGCCGAAAUUUACCUUUCACUAUCCUCCUCCCGUUCUUGGUAUGCAUGGGAGCAGGGACUACUGCUUACUUUCGUCAGAAGACAACACAAUCAAGUUAUGCAAUCCCCCACAUCUCUAUGUUGGCAACCAAGCUCGUCUUGGGGAUCGGAAAAUCUCCUAAAUUAAUAAGAAGUCAAAGUUUCGACACGACUGGUUUACCAUUUUCACCCUCCACCCCCAAACUUAGAGGUGAGAACUUGCGUGAAACCGUUUUACUUCAGAAUAUUCAAGCAUCCAAGCUAGUGAGUCCAGAUCAGACGGAUACGAAUACACCAAUUCAAGAAGAAGACAUUUCUGAAGAUGAGACGGACUAUGCCUUAAUUGACAGUAACAAAUUCUUGUACGGUGUAUUUUUGGCGUGUCUUGUGGUUCAAGUUUGGCAUCAUCUUUGGUUAGCACGCCUUCUCCCAAUUCCUGUGCUCUACUAUGGAAUUAAAAAAUUAUGCUUCAAGUUCGGAAUAAUUGAAUUUCUAAAGAAAAAUGUUCGAGACCCAGUGGCAUCGUUUUACGAAAACGAAAAGGACGAACUCAGUGAAAACGUGUUCCCACUACCAGUCCGAGUACUACUGAGGAUUAUGUCCAUUGCUGAUCGAAAACUUUGUGAAUUUUGUGAAGCCUAUCUAGAUCCAGUCGCAUCAACAGUCAUUUUAGUUGCUGUUCUCAUCAUUACGGUUUUGUUCUUCGUAUUCGCUGCAACUCAAGUGUACCUUGAGGGAGUCCAUUUAGCCCGUGUUAGUAUCGACCUUGUCAACUCAACAGUGUCUCAACAUCCAGAAAUUUCCGAAAUGUUACCUGAAGGGUGGGAAAGUAUGAUGGGAUCUGCAGUUGAUAAUGCGUAUGUGUACGGAAAAGAAUACAUCACAAACACGAUCCGGGAUUCGAUAGAAGAGAAAGAUCCUCAAAAGGCAAGAGAGAUUGAAAACCAAGUGAUUGAACUUUGGGACAAAAUAUAUUUAUCCUGGAACAAAACUUGGGAAGGAACGAGCAACAAUUCUAAAAUGGAAUUUGACGAUCCCGAUGGAGGCUCUGGCAUAGAAUGGAAUGAGCUGUUAGAAACGGGUAAAACGGUUCCGAAACUUUUAGACUAUUCGGUUUUUCUGGACUAUGCUAAAGCAAAUUUUGGAACAAUGAUGUCGGUCGUGGAGACCGCAUGGGGUAUUUUGAUUGGAAAUAUAUCAAUUGCCUUGUCUGCUUUAAUGUCGAUUUUCUCGGUGGUUUUUGGAGGUGGAUCUGCAAUUGUAAAUCUCAUGUUAAACUUUAUCGUCUUCUUCACCGCUCUGUUUUAUCUUCUCAACUCAUCAACAUCCGUGUACAAACCAGUAGAAAUAUUUCGAUCGAGCAUUCCAGGAGAUGGUAAAUACAGUAGCAGAUUGCUUUCCGCUGUUGAGGAAUCAGUGAACAGCGUAUUUACAGCAUCUCUUAAAAUGGCAACGUUCUACGGAAUGUGGACCUGGUUAAUUCAUAGCUUGUUCCAGAUCAACAUCGUUUUUGUACCAUCUCUGCUCGCAACACUUUUUGGAGCCGUUCCUUUGCUUCCUCCAUACUGGGCAGCGUUGCCAGCAGUUCUGGAACUAUUUCUUAUUCAUGGGGAGUGGACAUUAGCAAUUUUGAUGAUGAUAGCUCAAAUCUCCCCCAUAUCGAUGGUUGAUACUCAAAUUUACUCUGAAAUCAAGGGAGGAGGGCACCCAUACCUUACCGGCUUGGCUGUUGCGGGUGGAAUUUUCUAUUUUGGCAUGCAAGGGGCUAUUGUCGGGCCAGUUAUUUUAUGUUGCGUGGUCGUUUCUGUUAAAAUGGGGAGCACCUUCUUACAAGAUACUGGUGAUAAACCAACCCCUGCAACCCCAACUUGAUAACAAAAAUCCGCCAUUUUCAUUAUAGUAAGAAAAAGCUUCUUACAUGAUUAACAAGUGCAAUUUUUUAAGUCUGACUAAAAUGGGUCAUAAAAAAUGACUGAAAUCUGAUAAACUCUACAUUAUGUGCUUAAUCGCUGUGAAUUAUGACGAUCAAAUGUGUUAUCUACUUAAUGAAAUGCCUUAUGAAUGACAAUAGUAUUAACCUCAAAAGCUUUAUUACUACUAUUCCACGUUGAAGGAAAUGCGAGUAUUUACUGAAACAACUCUGAAUCUUCUCUAAAUGAAAAAUACCCGUUUGCAUGAUAUUAUUACAAAAAGUACACAUACUGUAAGAGUGCUACCCUAAACUUUAAAAUAAUAAAGCAAAGCGUCCACGUAUCAAA